Fusarium subglutinans is the source of this 1461-nucleotide messenger RNA. RefSeq names its product amino acid transporter. Gene Ontology annotation, molecular function: amino acid transmembrane transporter activity. Bases 1 to 1461 code for a protein of 486 amino acids. Gene Ontology annotation, biological process: amino acid transmembrane transport. Gene Ontology annotation, cellular component: membrane. The record is from RefSeq and is a predicted model, not a curated record. Lineage: Eukaryota; Fungi; Ascomycota; Sordariomycetes; Hypocreales; Nectriaceae. The transcript has 5 exons.
AUGGCGGAGAUUCAGAAACACAAUGAAAAAGACCAGCCUCGUAGCGAGGCUGGUUCGAUAAAGGCGACUUACGUCGAGGAAGAUGUGGGGGCGAACAGUGAACUUCAUCGCUCGCUCACAUCUCGCCAUCUUACCAUGAUUGGUAUUGGAUCUUCCAUCGGAAUGGGCCUUUGGCUUGGCAGUGGAAAGGUCUUGGCUACCGGAGGUCCUGUGGCUCUUUUCCUCGGAUUCUGCGUCGCCAGUUCCAUCGUCUGGGCUGUCACCCAGUCCAUCGGUGAAAUGGCCGUCAUGUACCCCUUGCCAUCCUCCUUCGUCCGGUGGACCAACAAGUUCGUCCACCCAGCCGCUGGAUUUGCUCUCGGUUGGUGCUAUUGGUUCAACUACUGGAUCACAGUAUCCAACGAGCUGCAGGGCGUUGUCACUUUUCUUGUCAUCCUGACGAAUGUUUGGGGCGUCCGUGUUUUCGGCGAGGUUGAAGUGGUUAUGUCCCGUAUCAAGUUCGGCUGGAUCUUCGUCGUUGUCAUUGCAUCGAUCGUCAUUUCAGCCGGAGGUGCUCCUAACGAUGAAGCGGUUGGGUUCCGCUACUGGAACGAAACACCUUUCAUCAACGGCUUCGUUGGCUUCCUCAAUGUUUUGCCUGUCUGCGUCUUUGCACUAUCCGGCUCCGAGACCACAGGCAUGGUAGCUGCUGAGACAAGCAGCCCCAGGAAGUAUGUGCCUCGUGCCGUCAAUGCUAUUUGGUACCGACUUGUCAUGUUCUACCUCCUGGGAUCCCUGAUGGUUACUAUCACCGUCAGCCCCACGAACCCAGCGCUUUUCGGCUCAGCUCACAGCGCAGCUACACAGGCAUCGCCUUUUGUCAUUGCAUUUUCGGGAGCCAAGCUGAAGCCUCUCGCUCAUAUGAUGAACGCAAUUAUCUUGCUUUCGGUGUUUUUGUCCGCGAGUAUCAAUAUCUUCGGAGGCGCUCGUACGCUGUACGGACUGGGUCAAAUUGGCAUGGCACCCAAGGUCAUGACCAAAGCUGACAGCUGGGGCAGACCCCGUCUCGUUGCGCUCCUCACUAUGUUCGGUUGGGGUAUGAUCUGCUUCUCUCAUAUCCGUAUGCGCUAUGCUUGGAAGGUCCAAGGUCGUUCUCCUGCAGAUUUGCCAUGGCGGAGCGUUGCAUGGCCAUGGUCAGCAUACUGGGGACUUGGCUGGUGCAUUUUCAUGAUCUGCGUCCAGUUCUAUCUGGCUCUUUGGCCAAUUGGAGGAGGUCCAACUGCCAUUGGGCCUUUCUCCAGCUACUCUUCCGUGGUCGCCAUCAUCGUCAUUUUUCUCGGAGCCAAGAUCUAUUACCGAGGCCCAAGGUUACUGGACGCAUCCAAGAUCGAUCUGGACAGCGAUCGUCGCUGGUACUCAACGGAAGAGGAACAAGUGCAGGAGGAGAAGAGCACCAUCAGGAAACUUUGGGCACGAAUAUAA